Messenger RNA from Prorocentrum cordatum, 2906 nucleotides. NCBI's taxonomy places the organism in Eukaryota, Dinophyceae, Prorocentrales, Prorocentraceae. The record is from the annotation of a GenBank genome assembly.
UUGGUUUUCUUGGCGGCCGACGCGCGCGCUUGAACCAUCCCCGCAGUUUGCCGACGCUUGCCUGCAGCUUGAUGGGCGGACCAGUAGGCUGGAACAUGUCUGUUAGCUGACGGCCCAGGCCAAGCAGACCUGGCUGAAAUAAUGCGCCCCAAACCGGAUAGCUGGCGCGCCAACUGCACGGCGGCAAGCACCAAUCUCGAGAGAAUCUCGCUCGGCGCGCCGCGCUGAGAGUGGGCGACGCCAUCAGCAUGUGUCUUGACGCGAGCAGGGAUGCAGAGAGCAUGCGCACAAGCAAACAUGUCGUGCACACAGAUCUUGGCCCAUGCCGCCGCCUGCAUACACCUCGCAAGUGUUCCUUUCUGGCUUUACAUGAUAUCAGAAACACGCGUGGAUGAGGAUGCCCAAGUACAGGAGGUGGAUAGGAUAGCCCAUCUUGACAGCAAGCUCAAUCAGCUUGCGAGGGUCGAAAGCAUCAAAGAAGCGCGCGAGGUCCCAGUGGGCGCCCACGGAGCAGAGCCCGAGCGCGCGAGCGACCUCUUGACCGAGCUCUCGCAACCGGACUUCCUGGAAGGCACUCGGGCCUUGCACAGCGGUGUCCGAAAAGUUCAACCGAUCAGCACUCCAUAUACCGCGGUCCUGGUUCCGAGCUUUACGGUGCACGCGGUAAAGGGUGGGACGUGCACACACAGGUCUUUCACAUGCAACGCGCUUGGGCAGGAGCGCAAUAACACUCAGAAGAACCUGGGGUGGCCACGUCAUGGUCAGCUCGCACUGAUUGAGGAGAUGAAAGAGCCUCGCUCCUCGCUGGACGUCCAACACAGCGAAAGGCCCCAACCCCUCUGCGUGCAAAAGGGCUCUAGGGCGGAGAGCACCACGGACACCUGAGACAGUGGCGCGGGAACCAAGGUCUUUCCAAACACGGCCCCAACAACUUUGGCGGCCGUUCAUCAUAUCACAUGGGGACUACUGCAUCCCUUAAGGAGAUGCCAGGAGAGUGGGGUAUCAGUAAUAUCAUGUUUCAAUCAUGAAUGCAUACGUUUGGCCCACUUGGGAAAGGGCCUUUUCCAACCAAAGUUUCAACCCCUCCUUGGACCUCUUACGCGCCGCCGACCAGGACGCGGCGAGUUCAGCAGAGAUGGCGCCGAACACCCCGUCAAGCGCAGCAUAGUCGAGCUCGGCGGGAGGAUGUCCUUCGCCGCCUCCGAGCAGGCCAACGACGGCAAGCCACCAAGCAAGUAGUCGGGGACAAUCGGCUCGCAAGUGCACUGAAACUCUCUGCAAAAGAUCCGUAAACUGGGGGCCUAUGCCUACAAGCAUGCGCAGGGACUUCUUGGCACGAUGCAGGCGGCAUUCAAGCCAUGUUUGGAACACUCGGGACCAGAAAGCCAACCCAGGUUCCCGAAAACUUUGGCCCUCAGGACCCCUCCGAACAAUGGUAGUUUUACGGAAAGCAACGAAGUCUCCACAAUGCAACAAGCUGGGAGACUGAUCGCAUGCGACCGCACGCGACUCCAGGAUGGCCUCGGUCGCCCUGGACCAGAGCCAACACAUACAAGUGAGCGACGAGCUCGAGAAAUCUUGCACGUGUGAGACCAUAACAUCGAAUAGCAAUGACUCAGGUUUGUGUCCAAAGUUUGAGAAACAUCCACGUGGGGCCCACGCCCAGAUCUUUAAGCCCAGACCUGGCCAAGAAACGCCUACAGCGGAGGCCCUUGGAGACACAGCAUCCGACACCCUCACAGGUGCCCCCUUCAGGGGAAGGAAGAGCGGGAACUAAAUAGGGCUCCAACCGAUCUGGGAGGCAUUGCGUCGGAUGCGGGAAAGCUCGCAGAGCCGAAAAUGACGCUCAGCAUACGAAAAAGCCGUCACAUAUCGGUCUAACCACGUGCAAGAAAUCCAAUGUCCCUUGAUUCCAACUGGUGAUGUUACAAAAAAGCAAGGAUACCUCAUCAUUCUCACGGUUAUCGAGCUUCAUGUUGCCCCUCCUGCUGGCCAUCUCGGGCGCCCCGGAGCCAGUAGACCGCCACCUUCUGCAUCGCCGGCGGCAGCCUCAUCGGCCUCGCGAGGGACAGGGAGUUGUACGUGUACCGGAGGGGGAACAGCCGCAGGAGCGCCAGCGACAGGGUGCAUCUGGGCCAUGACGCGCUCGAAGAAACUCUGGGCCGUGUCCCGCAAGGUGCGGAUCCUCUUCUGGGCCUUGACCUUCGCGCUCUUCUGCAUGAGGCGCUCCAUGGCACCGAGCUCCCCUGGGGAUAAGCCAUGGUCCACGCUCCUUUUCUUGAGGGCUUCCAACUCCAUCUGGUGCUUGGCUUCGUCCUGAACCUCAGACAGAACGGACUCGGCGUCAUCAGCGAGCAGCUGAAGGUUGAACAACUUGACCGAGGCCAGCAUUCAUACCGCUGGCCCUCCUCAUCGCACUCGCGCAGCUCUGGCUCCGACAUGUUCGCGAGGUUGGGCGGUGUCUGAGGAACAGGUCCAGGGACACCGACCGCACCUCGCUCAGGCGAAGCAGCAGGCGCAGGAGCACCCGCCGCUGGGGCCGCACAGGUGCGCCACACAACCAUCAUGGCGCCGGCCCAGGCCGCCUGAUGCCCCCGCCGCAGCCGACCAGAGCGCGCGUGGCGUAUGAGGCGGAGGUAGCCCCACAAGGCGCAGGGUGGAUGGCCCGCCAGCAUCAUCGGCGCACUGUACUCCCCUGGCCUCGGUUCCGGCUCCCGCGCGGGCGGCGCCGGCGGCCGCCGUCCCCGCGGUGCUCCUCCGCCGCCGGCGAGCCUCGGUCGCACAGGGCGGCGCGCAGCCCUCCAGGCCGCCCAGGAGGGCCAGGCCGCCUGUUGCCUCCUGGCCCUCUCGGCGCCGGGGGCUGCAGGGCGCCCUGCCGCCCGCGGCGCGGCGCUGCUCGGCCAGGA